Molecule: messenger RNA, 2067 nt
Organism: Miscanthus lutarioriparius
Lineage: Eukaryota; Viridiplantae; Streptophyta; Magnoliopsida; Poales; Poaceae
Source: the annotation of a GenBank genome assembly
AUGGCCGGCCCCCGCGCGCCCGUAGCGGCGCUGGCGGCCCUGCUCGCGGUCGCCGCCUUCACGUGCUGCGCCGUGGCGGAGCCGCCGCCGAGCGAGCGGUCCGCGCUGCUGGCGUUCCUCACCGCGACCCCGCACGAGCGCCGCCUCGGGUGGAACGCCUCCACCCCGGCGUGCGGCUGGGUCGGGGUCACGUGCGACGCCGCCAACUCCACCGUCGUCGAGGUGCGCCUCCCGGGCGUCGGCAUCGUCGGCGCCAUCCCGCCGGGCACGCUCGGCCGUCUCACCAACCUCCGCGUGCUCUCGCUCCGCUCCAACCGCGUCCUCGGCACCAUCCCCGACGACUUGCUCCAGCUGCCCGGCCUCAAGGCGCUGUUCCUGCAGCAGAAUCUGCUCUCCGGCCCCAUCCCGUCGGGAAUCCAGAGGCUCGGCGGCCUCGAGCGCCUGGUGCUCUCCCACAACAACCUCUCGGGCUCUAUCCCCUUCGCGCUCAACAACCUCACCGCGCUGCGUGUGCUCAAGCUCGACGGCAACCACCUCUCUGGGAGCAUUCCCAGCAUCAGCAUCGCGGGGCUCAGCAUCUUGAACGUCUCCGACAAUAACCUCAACGGCUCCAUCCCCAAAUCGCUCUCGCGCUUCCCGCGGGAGUCCUUCGCCGGAAACCUCCAGCUCUGCGGGGACCCGCUGCCACCCUGCAGCAGCGCAUUCUUUCCCCCCACGCCAUCGCCCGGGGCUAGCCCGGGCGGCGGUGGCCCCGCGCCGGGCUCCUCCAAGAAGCGGAAGCUCUCCGGCGCCGCAAUCGCGGGCAUCGUCGUGGGCGCCGUGGUGGUGGGGCUCCUCCUCCUCAUCGCCAUCGUGCUCUGCGCGGUGUCCAAGCGUCGGAGUGCCGCCGCCCGCGAAGGGCCCAAGGCCGCGACAUCCGCGGCGGCGGCGGCGGCGGCGCCGGCGGCCAGGGGGCAGCCCCCGCCGGCGUCCAGCGAGGGCGGCGGCAUAACGUCCUCGUCCAAGGAGGACCUCGGAGGCGGCGCGUCCGGGUCGGCCGCGGCCGUCGCGGCCGCCGCGGCGGGCGCUGCCGCCGGGGAGCAGAGCCGUCUGGUGUUCGUGGGGAAGGGCGCCGGGUACAGCUUCGACCUGGAGGACCUGCUGCGCGCGUCGGCGGAGGUGCUGGGCAAAGGCAGCGUGGGCACGUCGUACAAGGCGGUGCUGGAGGAAGGCACGACGGUGGUGGUGAAGCGGCUCAAGGACGUGGCGGUGGCGCGGCGCGAGUUCGACGCGCACAUGGAGGCGCUCGGCAGGGUGGAGCACCGGAACGUGCUCCCCGUCCGCGCCUACUACUUCUCCAAGGACGAGAAGCUCCUCGUCUACGACUACCUCCCCAACGGCAGCCUCUCCGCCAUGCUCCACGGGAGCCGAGGCUCGGGUCGGACGCCACUGGACUGGGAGAUGCGCAUGCGGUCCGCGCUGUCCGCCGCUCGCGGGCUGGCGCAGCUGCACACGGUGCACAACCUGGUGCACGGCGACGUGAAGGCCUCCAACGUCCUGCUCCGCCCGGACGCCGACGCCGCGGCGCUGUCCGACUUCAGCCUCCACCAGCUGUUCGCGCCGUCGACGACGCGGGCCGGCGGGUACCGCGCUCCGGAGGUGGUGGACACGCGGCGGCUGACGUUCAAGUCGGACGUCUACUCCCUGGGCGUGCUCCUGCUGGAGCUCCUGACGGGCAAGUCCCCCUCGCACUCGUCGCUGGAGGGCGACGGCACGCUGGACCUGCCCCGGUGGGUGCAGUCCGUGGUGCGGGAGGAGUGGACCGCCGAGGUGUUCGACGUCGAGCUGGUGCGGCUGGGCGCCAGCGCCGAGGAGGAGAUGGUCGCGCUGCUGCAGGUGGCCAUGGCCUGCGUGGCCACGGUCCCCGACGCGCGGCCGGACGCCCCCGACGUGGUCCGGAUGAUCGAGGAGAUCGGCGGCGGCCACGGCGGCCGGACGACGACGGAGGAGAGUGAGGGCGUGCGGGGCACGUCGGAAGGGGAGCGGUCGCGGUCGGGGGGCACGCCGCCAGCCGCCCCGACGCCGUGA